UCACGCACCGUUGCCAAACAAUGGGCAGGAAAAAGCCACGUUGACGAAGUCGACAGCAGUGUGCGUUAUUUUUCAGCAAGGAAACAGAAGGAUUGAUUUUAUUUUGAAGACAACGAAACAAUUCUUUCGAAGAAGCGCUUGACAGUAACCAUGUCAUCGCCGCCCAAAGAGAAAACCGAGACCAAAGCUGGGCAUCUCCCUGCUGUGAAAGCAGGAGGCAUGAGGAUAGUUCAGAAGCACCAGUCUGCAAAUGAUGCACCAGACAAGAAUGACAAAGACAGUAAAGAAUAUGAGACUGAGAUCCCACCAAAGCUACAUGUUGUGGUCUCAGGAGUUGUCACUAAGGGGGAUAAAGACUUCACCCCUGCUGCUGCCCAGGUGGCCCAUCAGAAACCUGUGCCCGCAGUACAGAAGCUGCCUACAGCCCACCACAUCAACCAGCACAUCCACCAGCCCCGGAAGUGAGCCAUCAAACAACUCUAGACCACCUUCACCCGCACGGGGCCAUGACCACACCACCCCAAACACCUGCUCAGGUUUCCAGGAAUCUCUUGCCGUCAAGCAUUCCCCUUCCGUCUGUGCCUGCAAGUGUCCUGUUUCCACCAGUAUCAUGACAAGUGUCCCAUUUCCUGAUUCUUACUUGUAGAUCAUUGAAACACUAAAAUUGAAAUCUCCAUUGCAAAUCAUCAGAAACAUGUUAAUAAUGUGGGUUCACUUCACAAGGGAUGCGUGGAGCUUUUUUAUUGUUUUAAUUUUGUAUUACAUGAAUAGUUCCAGAGAGAUGUGAGUUGUACAAUUUUUUUUUGUUAAGUUGGUGAAUGUUGUAUAUUAGGCAUUAGGUACUAGGUGUGGCUAUUUGAAUAAAGAGUUCAUAUUAAACAACA
This is a messenger RNA of Carassius auratus (goldfish), 884 nucleotides long. Its product is annotated as death-associated protein 1-like. The record is from RefSeq and is a predicted model, not a curated record. Gene Ontology annotation, molecular function: death domain binding. The transcript has 4 exons. The coding region runs from base 151 to 465 and encodes 104 amino acids. NCBI's taxonomy places the organism in Eukaryota, Metazoa, Chordata, Actinopteri, Cypriniformes, Cyprinidae. Gene Ontology annotation, biological process: negative regulation of autophagy; cellular response to amino acid starvation; apoptotic signaling pathway.